UAUUUUAUUUAACCUCCAAACAUCCCAAAUAUUAGUAUCAUAAUGUGUAAUCAACACAGAAAAUAUUAAUGAUAUUUUACAUUAAAAAAAAAAAACACUCAGCCUUCCAAAUCUGGUAUUUUACAUUUACAGAAUAUCUCAGCUCAGACCAUCCACAUUUCAAGCACCCAACAGCCACAUGGCUUCCAUAUUGGAAAGCUCAACUCUAUAAAAUAAUAGCUCAAUUCUGUAAAAUAAUAGCUAACAUUUACCAAGUGCUUACUGUAUGUGAGGCACUGCUCUAAGCCCAUUGGGUGGGAAUUAUAACUCAUUCGAUCUCGGGAUAGCGCCACAAUGUCAAUGUGCUUAUUAUUGUCUCCAUAAGCACCUGUUACUAUUGUAAUAACACCAUAAUAAACUGUUGGCGCUUUUGCAAGCCAUUUUCCUAAUGUGAUGGGGUGGACGCCAGGGGGCAAAGGCUUAUUGAGUCAAGGGGAAAUGAGGGAGCCAGGAAGAGACUGAAAGUUAUUCAAGAAGUUUGGUGAUGAAGAACAGGUUCCCGAGUAAGGGAAAGAGGAGGACAUAGAGACAUGAAGAUAAAGUAGGCGGAAGAGGAAAGAGGGAGAUGGAAGGUAAAAGGGAGAUGGCUGGGGAUGUUUUGGACCAAUCUCUCAAGAGCAGGUGCUCUGCUGGAUAAACAUUGCUUGGCCUGUGCUAGGGGUCAGGAUGCUCACCGCAGCUUCCCAGCUUGGGGUGGGGCUGGGGUGAGGGUGGUAGCCAGACGCAAAGACACCUCUACCCAGCGGGUAAAUGCUAUGACAGAGUGGUGAGAGUGGGGAGGCUGGAGGAGCUGAACUGAGUUGGGAAGAAGGAAGUGGGCCAGCAAAGAAGUAAAAAGGGAGAGGAUAUAGGCUUGAAAAGUGCUUGACUACCAGACCUGGUGGUUGGUUGGAUGAGGAGGACGAGUGAAAAUGAGGAUUUAGGGAUGAUUCCCGAGUUUCCCGCAUGGCCAAGAGCAUGGAGUGCCUCUCUGGAGUCAGGCAUUGGUCCUGUGCACCACAGACUUACUCGGUCCUCGCAGAGGUCCCAUAUAAUGCUUUCCAUUUCACCAAGGUGCAAGCUCAGGCAAGAUUGUCGGCCCCAGGUCUCUCUAUUAGUAGAUGGAUGAGGCAGGAUUUGAGCCCAGGUUAUUCCAGAGAUGGAGGGAGGGAGGAGAAAAGUUGAUGUGGGGGGGAGGGGGGAGAGCCAGGCUGGAUGGUCUGGAUCUCAUCCUCUGAGUAAGCAUCCAUCUGACCCCUCUGCAGAAACGCUGGGUUUGGGGAGAUGGGGACCCAGGGAAGGGACUGGGCCUCUGGCAGCUGCCAAAUGAAAGGUAAGACUGUAGGGAGCUCCAGCAGAACUCAGCAGCCUGAGAGGGAGGCCAGAAGGGUGGACAGGAAGGGCUGGGGAAUGGAGGUGGGGGAGGGGCCACAGGUUUUGGUUAAUGUGGGCAGCUGUCCACGAUGAGGAGAGGAGUGUGCCCAGUCAGAGGUCUUGGGGAGAGGUCUUAGAGCUUGGCAGGGACUGAACAGGGGAGAGGGCCCAAGAAAAGCCUGGGGUGUGGUGGGGGCAUUUAUGCUGGAUCCAGAUCACGGUGGUAGACUUAGAGACCUCCUGAGUGUGACAAAUUCUUCUCUUAACCUGCAACAGGGAAAGCAGAAAUAGAGGAAACCAGUAAGGGAUAAAUAUCUGCAGAGAGAGGGAAGGGAAAGAGGGAAAUUAGGAAAUUACCAGAAAGGAAAAUGAGAGAAAGGAGCACUGGGAGAGGGGAAGGGGGGGAAUGAAGGUAGAACUCCCAUUACCCAGGGCACCCAGGUACCCCAUCACCAACCGGGUGAGAGUCUGAUGCAAGUCUGAUGUGCAGUGGGGGAGGAGUGGGGGCACCUGAGCCAGGUCAGGACCACUGACCUGUGCUACCUCACCCCAGACCAUGACCAGACUCAAGUCACUGGUCCUGUGCAUUUCUGUUUCUUCAUCUGUAAGUGGGGUUCAUUACAGACAACUGGAUGUCAGAGUACUUGGAAAGCACCACAAGGGAAGGUGUUAUUAUAAAGGUCAAUCGAUUUAUAUACGGAGAGCCAUACAAAUGAAAGUGGAUGUGGCCAGUAUAGAAAUGUCUAGGAAGGGCCCAGAAGAUUCCUAGCUCCUCUAUCUGCCCAACGUCCAGGAUAGCAGUGGGGUAGAGGAUGGGGGGCCUGCAACUGGACAGGUGAGGUUCACCUCUGGCAAGGGGCACAAAGCCCUGGGGCCGAGUUCAUCUUGAUCUGGCUCCUGUCUUCUCUGUCGCAGGCCCAACACUUGGUCUGUGCCCCAGAGCACAGGCCCAGGCAAUGCUUAUCCAACUAAACCCGCGCUCUUGCGGGGACAUUGCUCCCACAAAAUCCCCGUUGUCUCCUUUCAUAUAGGACGAAAAUCUCGUUCUAUGUCUUUGCCCAGUUCAGCACCCUCGCCACCCUAGUGAUAGGGCCUGGUAGGUCCUUGUCCCCACUCAGCUUGGAGCCGCUUUCCUUUAGCUAGGACUGAGGAUGGGGCAAAGGGAGAAGGGGGAGGAAAUAGAGGAAAGGGUGGAGGGCGGUGCGGGUAGGGAAACAGGAAAGCGGGGUAGUGACAGACUGCCUGAGACAGAAGCGGGAGAGAGGGAGAGACCAGCACAGUGAGCCAGGAAGAUCCAGAGAGGCCAGCAAAAGAGACACAGGCGCUCGCAUGGAUUCGGUAACGAAUCCUUCCUCAGGCGUUUCUGGGGCGCCUUGGAGGUGCUCGGCCCUGGUGUGUCCAGGAAGCGAACGGCUGCAGGGUGCGGCAGUCUCCCCCCAACCCCCUCUCUGUCCCCUCUCCACCUCGCCCAAGGGGGCCGGAACGGCUACGACGCGCGGGGGCUUUUCGGAGCAGUCGAGUGGAAAAUAGACUUUAACCCGCUUUGUGGCAACAAGGGCGCCCGGAGCGCUCUCCGGGACCGAGGCUCCGGGCGCUCAGGCGGGCCACUCCCAAGAUCCGGCCUGGAGUGUUGUAGUCAGGCUACACGAAGACCCCCUUGGCCUCGGGGCGCCGUGAGGUCCAGUUCGGAUCCGCUCACCGGGCCACGGCCAAGCCGCUCCUACCCCGGCAGAGGCCAGGAAGUGAUCGCCCUUCGGUCCCCUUCUCGCAGCGCACUGGCAGGUUUCCGGUCCCAGCCCCUCAUCACCGGCCAGCGCCCUCCUAGACCUGGACGCAGUGUUUCCAGCGGCCUGAAAAGGCCCAGUUGAAAGUUUGAAGAACAUUAGUUUUCCUUCCCAACUGCCCUCUCACCCCGGGGAAUCAGUGUACGAAAUGGAAAGUGGCUGGAGUAGUGCUCCGCUGCUCCGUGGUCGCCGCGGGAAGGCGAAGGUCGAGGGAGGCCAGGCAGCCGCUAAGAUCCCGGGAUAGCCGAUAUGUUUUGGACAAGGACUCAGAUCUCACGGCCACCUCCAAUUUAAGAUAAUGCCGCCAAGGCCCAAGCCUUGCUGGACCCACCUGCACCUGAGCCCCAGGACCAGAGGAGACGAAGAAAGCAGAUCGACCUGUCCCGGUACCAGUCAGCCGGGCGCGGUGCCCUUGACAGGGCCUAGGAGGGGCUUCCGAGCCCCGAGUAUUGCAGCUUGUGGACUGCAGGGUGACCGCUCCGCCAGCUCCUCUAGCUCUGUCCCCGGCCUGGACCCUUGUGAAAAAUACUGCGCGUCCCCUUCCCGGAGCUGUCCCCCCAAACACCCAGAAAAUACGAAACCUCACGAACCAGGCCGCGGCUUCAGACUGCGGCCCAGGAGACGGAUGGUGGGUGAUCCUGAGGGUUGCUGAAGGAGCAGGGAGCUGGUUCUCGGGAGAACCUAUUUGUUGGACCCCAAACACCUACAUUCCACUCGGAUCCAAGUUAUCUGAGAGCUGAAGCGGCAUCCUGGGACGAAUUGGAGAGGGUUCAACUGAUUUACACACUGGGGAGUGGGUUUGGAGUUUUCCCCGAGACCCAGGGUCCUCGGACUCCUCCUUCGGCUCCCGCGUGGGUUGACACUGUUGAGACGGCCGCCAGACUCCGCUGAAGGGCGGAGAUGCGAGAAGACGCGAGAUGGGUAGGAGGCCUAGAUCGCCCCGCACAAGCUCCAGUCCGGUUUUUGCCUCCGACUGCUGGCUCCUUUCCCCACCCGCGGUCCCUCGCCCCGCCCCGCCCCGCCCCCCACCUUGGGGCAGGUGAGCGGCGGCCAAUGGGCGAGCGCCGGGCAGGUGCCCGCUAACUCUCGCUUCGGAGCGCGGUGGCCGAGGCCGGGCUGGACGGUGCCGGGAGGACCGGGGGCGGGGGUCGGUCCUGGCUGGACUCGAGAGGGAGGGGGCCGGGCUCAGCCCCCAGGCCGUUGAGGCAGCUCUCAGCAUCGCACCCAGCCCGCUCCAGAGCGAGCGCCGGGAGCUGCCCGUUCGGCGGCAGAGGCCGGCGCGCCUAGCUGCGCGCGGUGGCCCGUUUCCGCGUUUGCUGGCUUGCACGCCCCUCGCCGCUCCUCGCCUGGCUCGUGGGCAGGGGCUGAGCGCGGGCGGGCGGGCGGGGGAGGUGAGGGGUGCUGGUGUGUGUGCAUGUGCCUGGCUGGGUGCACACCCCGCACGGCGGCGGCGCCUGGACGCGGAGCGCUCCCCAGAGCCAGGCUGCCUCGCUCGGCUCUGGCGGCUGCGACCAUGUUCCAGCCCACAGCCAAGCGCGGCUUUACCAUCGAAUCUUUGGUGGCCAAGGACGGCGGCACCGGCGGGGGCACUGGCGGCGCGGGAGCGGGCUCCCAUCCCCUGGCGGCUGCUGCCUCGGAAGAGCCGCUCCGGCCCACGGCGCUCAAUUACCCUCACCCCAGCGCGGCCGAAGCGGCCUUCGUGAGCGGCUUCCCCGCCGCCGCGGGCGCGGGCCGCUCGCUUUACAGCGGGCCCGAGCUCGUGUUCCCCGAGGCCAUGAACCACCCCGCGCUGACUGUGCACCCGGCGCACCAGCUGGGCGCCUCCCCGCUGCAGCCCCCGCACUCCUUCUUCGGCGCCCAGCACCGGGACCCUCUGCACUUCUACCCCUGGGUGCUGCGGAAUCGGUUCUUCGGCCACCGCUUUCAGGCGAGCGACGUGCCCCAGGACGGGCUGCUUCUGCACGGCCCCUUCGCGCGCAAGCCCAAGCGGAUCCGCACGGCCUUCUCGCCCUCGCAGCUGCUGCGACUGGAGCGUGCCUUCGAGAAGAACCACUACGUGGUGGGCGCCGAGCGGAAGCAGCUGGCCGGCAGCCUCAGCCUUUCCGAGACGCAGGUGAAGGUGUGGUUCCAGAACCGGAGGACAAAAUACAAGCGGCAGAAGCUGGAGGAGGAGGGGCCUGAGUCGGAGCAGAAGAAGAAGGGCUCCCACCACAUCAACCGGUGGCGCAUCGCCACGAAGCAGGCCAACGGGGAGGACAUCGACGUCACCUCCAAUGACUAGGGUGGGCAGCCAUGAACCCACGAGGGCGGAGUGCUGCUCGCUGCUGGCCAGGUCCCCCCUCGGGGGGCCCAGCAGGACUCUGGCCACUCCUUGGCCGGGCUGCGUGGACGCCUCAGGUCAUGGCCCCAGAGGGCUUGGACCCUGGGGCCACCACCGACAGAGGGACAAGAAAUGGGCUGGCUGAGGCCCGGGACUGCUCUAGCUUCUCCUUGGAGAGCCUGUCUGCCUGACCAGGCUGCCGGCCACUGCAGUCUCCCAGCCACUCUCCAUUUCUCUUAUCUCCUUUUUGUUUCAAUGCAUUUCUGUUUUAAUUUAUUUUCCAGGCACCGGCUGUAGUUCUUAGUGAUCCCCUUGUGUCUCCCUUCCCUAUGGGAAUAAUAAAGGUCUCUCUCUUAAUGA
This is a messenger RNA of Sus scrofa (pig), 5856 nucleotides long. RefSeq names its product empty spiracles homeobox 1 (gene EMX1). Gene Ontology annotation, molecular function: DNA-binding transcription factor activity, RNA polymerase II-specific; RNA polymerase II cis-regulatory region sequence-specific DNA binding. The record is from RefSeq and is a predicted model, not a curated record. Gene Ontology annotation, biological process: brain development; neuron differentiation; central nervous system development. NCBI's taxonomy places the organism in Eukaryota, Metazoa, Chordata, Mammalia, Artiodactyla, Suidae. Gene Ontology annotation, cellular component: nucleus.